AUGCGCGAAUCCAACUUUGCCUUUCCCGCCCAGAACAGGGCGUGCGUUUGCAUAACCUCCCAGCUUUAUGAUCGCAGAGCGCUGGAUACGAAUGCGCCGCUGCCGCUGUUCAACUCGCUUACGCACCUCACUUACCUCACAUCCACCUCACCUCGCAUCCGCGAGAUCAUGACCAUGGACGGCGGCCUCGAACGACUCGUCCGUAUCAUUCACGAUUUUUGUAUCUGUCCGCCACCUCCUGAGAAUCCGGCACUAUUUUACGGUCUCCAAUCUCCUUCAUCCCAUCCCCCAAAGCCCGUGCCCACUCUCAUCCCCAAGUCCUUCGACCGCAGUGCUCAACAGCGGUUUUCACUCGCUCUCCAGUGCGUUGUGAAUAUCGGUGUGCGUGGAAGCGAGCCGAUCCGGAGCCGCGUCGUCCAAGCCGGUACGCUCGAUGUUGUCGGCUGCAUACUCGAAGCAUGGCUCGCCGGAAGGGGCUUCGCCGUCGGCCCCAACGUGAGCGCGAAUGGCAUGCCACGGGAGACGCGGGAACGGAGGAUGGCGCGGAGGCAGGCUCAGGCCGAGAUGCGGUCGCGCGAUCACACUGCGGAGCUCGACAGGGCACUUCAGCGCCAGAUCGCCCUUGACCGUGCCAUCAGGCUUGAGCGUGCUGCGACUGGCGAAGAUGUCGGGCAAGAUGAUUCUAUGGAUAUUGACCAGACAAGUACCGAAGACACUGAUACACCAACAGAUACAUCGACCGCCGUUACUCCUGGGGGCAUCAGAGGACGCAGCGGAACCAUCAUUGCACGCUCGACAACAUUACAUGCUACUAGCAGCACCCACCGGCGCAGUCGUCCAUUCAUGCCGUCGGCUUCGACUUCUGCGGAUAACUCUCGACCUGAGACCGAGACAGAAGACGACGGAGACGUGGAUAUGGACCGCGAGAGCAGCCGUGAGAUCGACCCUCCUUCUGUCUCAGUCUCGCCUUCUCCGGAGCGCCGUGACUCAUCCGCGGACACUGGGACUGUGCGGGCUGUACCCGUGCGUUCUCGUAGGCUUGUAGGUAUAGUUUCGGACACCCCUUCUGCGACAGCGACUGUUGCAUCUCCCGAUCUGAAUACCGACGCGCACAUCAUCAUCAACGAACAGGGUGGCCUCGGUGAGGGCGUCAGCGUGGAAGACGGGGUUGUAUCUCUAGAGCAGAACGACGAUCUAGCGAUGGGUGCGCCUCCUGGAGCACCAGGUGCAAUUGACAACCCGGCAGGCAGAGCGGUCACAGACAUGCACGGAUCUGCAGGCGAGCGUACGCCUCGUGCGAGGCCUGCAACUCUGCCGAUGAUGAUCCCAAUCGCCACUCCUACAACAACCCCUACCUUGCGCGUUACAGGUCCUGGUGAGCCUGCACGCACAGUCGCACCGGGCACCGGGCGUGCGCACGCGAAUCGAGGCACGAACACUCCUCCGACGGGCGCGGCUGCAGGUCCCACUGGCGCUGCGGGACAACACACGCAUCACCAUCCCCGCGAAGAGUUUGGCCCAUAUCGCGACGAAGAUGUCCUUCUCAGCCUGCAACUUCUCGCGUAUCUCAGCAAGUAUCCGUACGUCCGUCAGGCGUUCUACAAGCCUCGCCCGACUUUCCACCCGGCAAGUCUGAACUACCCCACAGGAGACGGCCGCGUGUCUCAGGCAGUGCCUGGACCAAGCGGUACCAGAUCGAGCAUGACAAACCCAUCCUCGUCGAGCUCUGUGAGCGGAUCGAGUUCGUCUGUGCAAACGCCUGUGAAGGAACCGAAUUCGUUCUUAAGGGCAUUUGCAUCCGCGACUGGGCGCGGAAAGGAGAAGGAAAAGGCUCCUGCAAGUCCAGGGGCAUCAGGAUCUACAUCUCCUGUGCCACCCCAGCAUAUGACGAACGUAUUCUCGCUGGUGGAGAGGUUCACAUUCAGGCACAGUUCUUCGGAGCUGGACUCGCCUAACACUCCGCCUUCACUCCCUCCAGAGAUCCAGUAUUGGGCGGGCGUUAUCAUGCGAAAUGCGUGUAGGAAGGACGACAGCCGCGGUGGGAUUCGACAGUGCGCUAACAUGUUGUGCGGAAAAUGGGAAACCUUCCCGCGGGAGUUUGCGAAAUGCCGGCGAUGCAGAAAGGCCAAGUAUUGCGGCAAGGAGUGUCAGAGCACGGCUUGGAGCGAGGGUCAUCGGUUCUGGUGUAGCGCGAAGGAUCCGGAGGAGGACGGGGACCACCAUCAUGGGCACGGCGAGGGCUCGUCACGGUCUGCAGUGACGACAACAGCAGGCGGCACGGUUACGGGACGUGCGGAGCGUAGAGCUGAGAGGGAGCGCGAGCGGCAUGCACGGGCGGUGGCAGCAGAGGCAAGAUUGGCCGAGCAUCUUGGUGUGCGUGCCCCUGGCGGUACCGUUCAGAAUCCUAUGCGUACGGCGGUGUCUGCGAUAGGUAUUGAUCCCAACGCUACGCUUGCGGCGCUCAAUGCGCCACCGCCGACGCCGAGGGCGCCCAUUUUGCCUCCACCUGCAGGCGCGUGGGCGCCGCAACCGCUGACCGCGCGCCCUCUACGUGGAGAAGAGAUGCCGCCGCUGCUUUCAAGAACAGGAUUGGGGUUGAACCCGCCGACGGAGAGGGGAGAUGGCGAGCCAUCACGGGAGGCGUUACGCCAUCUAAUGCAUUUGGUGGAAGGUCAGCAUGAGACGGACAGAGGUGAGGGACCUACGGUGACACCGUUCAUUGGGCAGCGGAUGGAGGAAGGAGCGGGGGAUGAUCUAAUGAUUUUUGAUUGA
This is a messenger RNA of Sparassis crispa, 2772 nucleotides long. RefSeq lists its product as hypothetical. Gene Ontology annotation, biological process: ubiquitin-dependent protein catabolic process; establishment or maintenance of cell polarity. The record is from RefSeq and is a predicted model, not a curated record. Gene Ontology annotation, cellular component: MUB1-RAD6-UBR2 ubiquitin ligase complex. The transcript is spliced from 4 exons. Lineage: Eukaryota; Fungi; Basidiomycota; Agaricomycetes; Polyporales; Sparassidaceae. Bases 1 to 2772 code for a protein of 923 amino acids.